GUUGAUCUGUUGCUUAACAAUUCUACACACUAUAGUAUUAAACGCACAUACACAAACAUUCUCAUUAUCAGUUUGCAAUUUACAAUUGUUUUUUAUUUUUUUAUUUAUACAAUUGCGUUUGAUAUUAGUGUGAAACUGAUGAGUUUCACGAACGCGGUUUAAAUUUAAAAAUAGUUCCUGUAUUCUUACGCACAGGCAGAUUGUAAGACCCAUAUGUGACUCAUAUGUAGGUAACCGUUACAACAACAACAACAUCCCAUAUGUGAUUUACAUACCCACAAAUAAAAACUAUCGCAUUGAUGACUAAAUUAUCGUAUUAAAUCGUUCAAACUUUAACACAAAUAACAUUGGGGCAUCCAAUAGAACUAAAACAAAUAAAAUACUUCUAUUUGGAAAUAGUGAAUGCGCUUGAAAUCGUAUAACUUACAAAUAUUAAAAGAAAAAUAUAAGCAACAAAAAGCUGGAAUAAUAAAACAGACUUUGGUAAAAUUAUUGUAGUUAAUUGUAGUACAGGUCUAAAAAACAAGUAUUAAUACAAAAAUAUAACCGAUAAAAAUAAUUUGAUGAAUACAAAUAAACAUAUGAAUUAAAGAUUAUUCCGAAGUAUUUGUGGAUAUGAGUCAGUUAAAAAAAUGUUAACAAAAGCUGUUAUUAAAAAUGUUAUGGCAUAAAAUUAUAAUAAAUAUGAUUUUCCACAAAUGUUACAUGGAAAAAUAUUGUAAAUAAAGGACGUGUAAAUAAUUGUCUUACUUGUUUUGUCAGGAUAUAAACUGUCGUUGCUAUGACAGUCAUUAAGACGGAUAAACAAAACAAUUGUCAUUGUUUUUCAAAAUUACAUUAAAGUAGAAAACAAAGUUCAACAAGGCACCUGAACAAUUAUUGUUGAUUAUAAUUAAUCAAAUAAUAAUAUGCACAGUGGAAUUCCUAUUUAACAAAUCAUUGAUAGUAUCUAGUAUCAAUAACUAUUAUAAUAUGCCGGAGGAACUGGAGAAAGCCGGACUUUACAUUGAUGAUAUUUAUAGGCUGCGUGUCCAAGAUCCAGCGAUUGCCAACGAAACAAACGAAUUGCGUGAAGAGUGUUUGGAAUAUGCUAACAAGUUGCAAGAAUUUAAGAAAUAUGCCGAGGAUUUUCAUAAAAUUAUAAGUGGCUUCGCAAAAGAUGUAGAAAAGGAGAAGUUGAGAGCUAUCGGUACACAGAAUUUGCUGAAAACUAUUUCGAAGGAACGACAGGCUGAGCAGCAAGUGUACCAGAGUAAAAUCCAUGAGAAAAAUAUUGAAUUAGAGAGAUUGCGAAACGAAUAUCAGUACUUACAGCGCAUUGAGUCAGAGCAGCAGGAAAUUAUUAAUAAUUUUUUGCUGAAUCAGUGAAGGCAUGGUUAUAAACAUUUCACAUAAUUUCUCAAAUGUUCUUUUAUUGAUUAAAUGUAAUAGAAACCUUAAAUAUAGAAUUUAAAUUAUUGUUAUAAUUUAAAA
Bactrocera oleae (olive fruit fly) is the source of this 1473-nucleotide messenger RNA. RefSeq names its product intraflagellar transport 20 (gene IFT20). Lineage: Eukaryota; Metazoa; Arthropoda; Insecta; Diptera; Tephritidae. Gene Ontology annotation, cellular component: intraciliary transport particle B; cilium; Golgi apparatus. The record is from RefSeq and is a predicted model, not a curated record. Gene Ontology annotation, biological process: centrosome localization; intraciliary transport; protein localization to cilium.